Anolis sagrei ordinatus is the source of this 2765-nucleotide messenger RNA. NCBI's taxonomy places the organism in Eukaryota, Metazoa, Chordata, Lepidosauria, Squamata, Anolidae. The record is from RefSeq and is a predicted model, not a curated record.
GGCCACAGAAGCGUUGCCAAGGCAACCGCGUCAGGCCUAGCUCGGCCUAGCCGGCCACCGCCGCCUUUAUUGAAUUGAAAAUACGGGCGGAGAGGCCUUCGCUGGGUCAGGAAGUGAGCAACAUUUUACAAGUCUCAUAUUGUUAGCAAACUGUGUAUGGCUCUUUGAUUAUUUUUUCCUGGGUACCAAAAUGGAUAAAGCUUUAACCUUGAUGCGGAAGGGCUUCAAUGAACUGCAAGAGAUGGGGCCCCGGCAGCAACAAAAUUUGGUGUGGAAUCCUCCGAAGAGCGACAAAAUAAAUCCCAGCAAAGCGUCCAAAGCAGUGCAGGAGUACUAUGAAAAGCAGGCUGAGGACCGAAGGACCAAACCCACCAUGUCGGGCUACGCCACCCAAGUAGAAGAAUUGCAGAAGUCCUUCCUGAUGCGACCCGGGUGCCCGAGAUAUAGCCACAGGGCCACUUCCACAUCUCACCUGGGUAAAGAUAUCUCUCUGCAGAAACUGGGGGACGAGCUGUCCCGCCUGGCCAGCUGUGAAGCCGAAUGUGCCCGGAAGGAUGACGUGAUCUCCAUCCUCCGGGAGGAAGUGGAAGCCAUGCAGAAGCAGCUCCAGACGGGAAGCGAGAGGAGCGCCUCAAAGGAGAAGGAAGAUGAGAAGGAGAGUCCGGGAGGAUCCACAAAAAGGGAAACCAGUGAUGCCUGGCCGUACAAGCGUGGUCACUCAUUGCCGAUACAUUUGGAUCAUACAAACAUCCUGGAAGACUUUCGUCGAGAAAUAGAGCCUCGCAAGUCGGAUGUAUCCCAAGUGGAUAAAAUCCCGGUCCCCGAGUUGGAGACCCUGAACGAUACGCUGCUGAAGGACCAGGAGGACUUGGAGCAAUUCGAGAAGGAGUUUAUGGAAAUACAGCAGAGGGAGAUGAUGGAUUUUGGGGACGAGAUGUUCCUCGACAGCGGAUCCAAAGAGUCGAAGGAGGUUUUGGAAGUUGAAGGGGAGGCAGAAACCAUGCAAGAAACAGAUGAAGAGCUGAUUGUUCGCAAAUUGUUUGAGUUCCAAAGGAUGAACGUUGAGCUUUAUGAGGAAUUGCAGAAAGCCAAAGAUGAUUAUGAAGUGGCCACAGGAGCAAUAUCUUCCUUGCAAAGGCAGCUGUCUUUUGAGGGAUCCCAGCUCCGGAGGGCUCACGCAGAGCAGGAAAUGCUGCAGAAGGAGCUGAGAGAGCGGGGAGUCCAGCUGGAAGCAAUGUCUCACAAGUUUUGCAACCUGCGAGAGGAGAGGAAGCAUGAAGAAAUGAUGGGAUCCAUUGAGAGGGAGAAUAAUAAGCUUCAACGGGAUAUUGCCAACCUGGAGUCCAAUCUUGCCGACAAGAGCCAGCUGAUUGACAGUUUACAAAGCAGUGUCAACCAGCUCCAGGCCGAGUUGUUCUUGAACCACCACCACAUUGGGACGCAGCAGACUCAGCAGAAUGAGCUUCAGAGGCAACUAGAGGUCCUGCAACGAGUCGAGCAGCAAACCAGAGUCACACUGGAAAGCAUCAGUGCCCGGUUUGAAAGAUUUCGCAGCAAAAUCAUCCAGGCGACCUACAGCACUCCGGGGACCAAGUCGCCCCAGGCCGAAAUCACCGACGAUGAUGUCUUGGAGGCUUUGCAGAAAAUAAUAACCGACCGUUUGGACUUCCAUCAGAUAUUGAGGCAAAAAGGCAUAAAAGUCCCGUCACUGAUCAGUUCCGAACCCAGCACUCCGACGAGUCACAAGAAGAAGAGCCCAAGCCGAUAGACACACAAAACGCAUGGCAACGGGCCUCUAGGCCUUCCUUCUUUUAUAUCCCCAGUUAAGCCCCUUAAUGAAAAAGGUCUUUGUCUUCAACCUCACUUAGUUGAGUCUUCUUUCAUGGCUUUAAAUCCUCUUCUUGAUUGAACUCAUGCUUAGCUUUCUCUUUGAACUGCAUCAUUUCUUUCACCAAUGGCUGAAUCUGCACAGAUUGGAAUGUCAUUCUGUGGUCAGUGUAGAACAGGUAUGGGCAAACAGGUAUGAUGCAGCCCUGGGGCAAUCUUUUGUUGAGAGGUGAUUAGUUUGCUCUAGGCACUGCCAGGCCAUCAAAUGCUAAUCAAGGUGGUCAGUUGAAACAUUCACACCUAGCUCCAGCAGACAAAAGUCCUUUGUCUCAUCCUGGUCAUUCCACAGAUAUAUCAACCCAUUUUCCUAGUUCCAACAGACCUCACUACCUCUGAGGAUGCUUGCCAUAGAUACAGGCGAAACGUCAGGAGAAAAUGCCUCUAGAAUAUGGCCAUAGAGCCCGGAAAAACCUACAACAACCCACUUUAGCUCAGUCUUUACAGUGAAGCCUUACAGACAGGACGUUGUGAGCUUUUCUCUCUCCCACCUGUAAAAGGCUUCGUUUCUCACAGCAAGCUUCGCUGGGGAAAUAUAGCUACAGCCAGCCUUCGCUGGAAAAAGGGGAAUAGAGCCAGCUUUGCUGGAAAGGAAAGGACUUCCUUCAACUUGGAAAAUCUACAGAGACUUUGCCUGGUAAGGUCUACUCCGGUCACCCAUUACGCAUUUUGGAACCGGGAGUAGGGCCCACGCCAGCAAAGUAAAGAGAUUGCCCAGGGAGGGGUCAAAGGAUUUCCCUUAAAGAAGAAAGGAACAGUUUAUUCAGCAGUUGCCUGUCCCUCGUCGGCAGAUUGAAGAAGUUACCAAUUUUCCAAAGUGAUAGAGUGUUUAUUCCAUGUUUUGAAGAUUUUAUCCUUAAUAAAGAACUUUGUUGGACUUA